Molecule: messenger RNA, 7027 nt
Organism: Phragmites australis (common reed)
Lineage: Eukaryota; Viridiplantae; Streptophyta; Magnoliopsida; Poales; Poaceae
Exons: 17
Coding region: 507-6710 (2067 amino acids)
Biological process (GO): regulation of DNA-templated transcription
Cellular component (GO): nucleus; chromatin
Molecular function (GO): protein binding; histone H3K36 methyltransferase activity; zinc ion binding
Source: RefSeq, a predicted model, not a curated record
ACUCGAGAACCGAACAAACACAGACGAGACCUUUUCUAUUCCUUUUAUUUAUUUUUCCCUCCCUCUCUCUCUCUCUCUCUUCAAUAUCAUACGCCUCCUUCCCCUUUCCCACCCCUCUAUCCGCCUCCGCCGCCCCCGUCCCAACGCGGCGACGACCGCCGGCUACCGCGCCUCUGACCGCGGCGCGUCCUCCCGCGUCCCACCGCUCGCCGGAGGUCGACGGGAGCAGGCGGCGCGGGCACCGACGGGCGCCGGCACGCAGGCAUUCGCCGCCCCGCGCGUCCCCGAGGUUCGUGUCCCUAUGGUUCCGUGUUGGGACGGGUGGGGCGGCGCUGUUUGAGCAUGGAAUUCUGAUUGGUUUUGUGUUGGUGUUCUUGCCUCCGGGAGGCUGGGAAUUUAGGGUUUGGCGGGCCGCGGCGUGAUCAGCAGCGGCGGAGUUGGUCGGAAGGGGGGCCGUGCAUUGGAUGGUCUCGAUCCGUACGGCUCCCUGCUGACCGCCCGCCGCAAUGGAGGACCCUGGCGCGGGCGCGCGCGGAUGGGAGGAUCAUCAUGUCGCCGUCCCGCGUCUGUUGGUGCGCGGUGCUCAGGGGAGAGGAUUGUCCACAAAGGAAGAGGAAGACAAAGGGGGCGACCUUGUUGUUGGAUUGGUGGAUCCUGUUGCGUCUGCUUCUGCCUCGCUUGAAGGAAGAAGGUGUCAGAUGGGCGAGGAGAAGGGUUGUAGUUCAGAGGAGAGGCCCAUGGACGUGGAGGAAGAGGAGGGAAGUAGUUUGGCGUUCGCGCCACAGGAACCCGCUGAACCUGGCAGUUUGCGGUUGUGUCAUGUCGCCAAUGGCAGAUUGUUGGAUAAGACGAUAUGUGUUCCUUGUGGCAGAGCAGUCUGUUCUGAGGAUGUCGGAUACGUGUAUGACAUGCUGGACAAAGUGACAGAGGGGAGGCAAUGUAAGCGGGAGGGUGCGGGUAACGGAGGUGAUUGCAGUGGCUUGGCGGAGGUAAAGACAAGUAUUGAAGAUUUACAAUUGGCUUGUGAUAAUGGGGGCUUGUCAGAUUCGAUGAAGCAUGGCAGCGAGCAACAGCCAUGUGGAGUUGAUGGCAUGAGAUCUGUGACGGAUGCUAAUAAUGAGCUGCAACAGGAUUAUUUGCAUGAAGAUUCAGUUCCUUACGUUUCUGGGAGAAUUGAUGUUUUUUUAGAUGGAAAGACAGUUGGGUGUGAUCAAAUACCCGGUGAUUCAGUGCCGUGUCAUGUGGACGAUGGCGGGGUGUGGACUAAAGGUUUAUGUGCCCCUGUUGGUGAAGGAUCUCAGUCCAUUGAUGCUGGACACAUGUAUGACAUGGAGGACAUAGCGACAGAGGGGAGUCCAUGUCAGCAGAAUAGUUUAAUGGGUGACAGAGGUGUUUUGAGUGGUGGUGCGGAUGUAAAGACAAGCCUAGAUUUGGUAAAACUUGAUAUCGAGUGGUUCACAUCUGGCAUGGAUGUCACAUGUUUGAAGAAAGAUGCUAACCAUGUUCCCCAAAAAGAUGGUUUGUUACCGAAAAUUGGAGCAGAGGACUCUCGGACCUUGCAUGAAGAUUCAGUUCCUUCAAACUCUGGGAGUAACAUUUCUGUUUCUUUAGAUGGCAUGGCUGGUUGGACUGGUGAAAUUUCUGAACAUAAAGCAAGCAUGGAGAAUGUGACUUUUGGCUCACAAGGAGAUACACUUUCUUGUGAGAAUGGAUGUUGGAAACAAGCUCCUGGAAGCAACUCCAGAAAUGAGGUGGACACAAGUGAAGAGGACUUACAGACAGGUUGGAUGGAAGCAACUUAUGACAAUGGGGGGUUGUCAAAUUCGGGGAACCGUCACACAGAGAAACUGCGAUGUGGUGCCGAGGGCCUGACGUUGACAACGGGUGCUAAUCAUGAGCUGGAAAAGGAUGGUUUUUUGCCAAAUAUUUAUGCAGCAGUCUCCCGGCCACUGAAUGAGGCUUCUGUUCCUUCUAUUUAUGGAAACUCCAUUGUUGUUCCUUUAGAUGGGAAGGCUGGUCGGGUUGGUGAGAUAUCUGAAAAUAGUACAUGUGUGGAGAAAUUGGCUUGUGAUUCACUGGGAGGAGAUAUGGUCUUGUGUGAGAAUGACCUUCGGAUGGAGGCUUAUGGAGAUGAGAAUCAGUAUUCCAGCAUGGACGUGUCCAAUAGGUUGAACUUAUCUGUUUGUGAAGAAGCAAACAUGGGAAGUUUAAAAUCUUGUGGCCCUUGUGCUCAAAAAGAGGUGCAACAGAUCUCUCAAAAAUAUCUGACCUCUGAAUUAUCUGCAGAGAGAGACACGCGUUGUUCUUUGUAUACCCAAUCCUGCGGCGAUGAACCUUGUUGCAGCGGCAGGGAAUCAACUGCACUAUGCCUUGAUUAUCAAGAUUCUGCUCUUGGCAGAUCUGGCCCUUUGGACCAUUUGGCACAAGAGUUCAAUGCUUGUAAUUCUGCUGAAGACAAACCCUGUUCAGUUGAUUUUGUCAGCAAUGCUAAUGAUGGAGAAUCACAAAGCCAAAAGCUGGCACCAUUGAUUGUAUUCAAGCGUAGAAAUCCAAAAAGAGCUGCCUCAUCCAGAAAUCUUAAUUCUGAGAAGCCUGAUCAAAUAAACAAAGCAAGCAGUGGCACACGCAAACCUAAAAAGGUUAAUAUUGCGAGCUCAUUACAUCAAAGCACCAUAAAUAUGUUCCCAAACAAAAUCACUAAGGGAAGAAGUGGCAUGAACAGGCCACAGAAAUCUUCUGCUUGGGGCAGUCUGCAAAAGCUACUGGAUGGUUUCUGUCAGAGUUAUGGGCCUUUGACCUCUAAUUCUCAUCCAACUUACCUGGAAGAAGGAAGAUCAAAUAAAAGAUCUGAUCAGAAAAAUCAGCGAAGCAUUAGGAAGAGUCUAAGUUCAAGAUCUUCAAAAAGUAAAUGCUUUAUCUUCUCUGAUAUAGGGCAUUUAACUGAUGAAUUGAAUGGGCAGCCUGCCUUUUCAGCUAUUGCUGAUACUGAUGCUUCCUCGGAAGGUUGCGGAGAAGACAUUCCAAAAUUGGCUUCUCAUACAUUGGAGUGUACUGACGGUGCUAAUGCACAGCAGUUGAAAAGGGACUUGAUGAGUUCUACUCAGGAAACAUGCCCUAAAUACAUCGGUGAAGAGUAUGCUAAGCUUUCAACUUCUGAACCUUCUUUGAACAAUGCCAAUGGUACUGUCAUGAUACAUGUUGGAUUUUCGCCGGAUUCUGUUUUGGAGGUAGCUUCUGUUACUUGUGAAAGUAAUGCUUCUGCGAGCCAUGAUGUUAUACUACGCGAAAACUCAUCUGAUGCUGGUGCAUUGAACGGAGGUGGUCAUCAUCCAUCUGUUUUAUCUACUUCCGACUCUGGAAAAGAUCAAGCUCCAUCGUUGAUGCACUUGGAGCAUCAGGCUAAAACUGCUGGGGGGAGUGAGAACACAAGAAGGGAAGAGACUGGUCCAUCCCAUACCAUGAUAGACAAUGAUGUUAGUCAAGGAAAAGUGCAAACUUUACAGAAGUCCAAUGCAGUGAGGAAAAAUAGUAUUGUCGGAAAGCCGGGUUGCAAAAAGAAAGAUGGAACUAAAGGAAAAAACUUGAAGACCGAAAGUUCUACCCAAAUUUCUUCAUGUGAAGCUUCAAAACUCAGGGCCUUCUCUAAUGAUGAUUCAGUUUCACUUGAUCCAUCUGACUUACUGCUUCGUACUGGGCAUCCAGAGCUAGGUUCUUGUUUUGAGGUCCAAACUCCAGCCUCACAGGAUCUUGGUUUGCUUGAACAUAGUAAUAUGCAGAGUCAUUCUGUAACUGAUAGUGACAAAGGGAGUGCCUUUCACACUAUGAAAUCGCCAUGGCACAAGAAAAAGGAUGCUAAUGCAGGAAAGAAGGGUAAGGUGCGGGAUCCACAUACAAACGGAAAAGGUAAUCUCAGUCCUGCCACUGAACUUGCAUUCAAGAACUCUGGCACCAUAUCUACUGAUUUAUCUGGAAAUGUUACUUGCAAAUUGGAUGAGGCAUCUGUACCCCCACCACCACGUGCUGCAUGGGUGUGUUGCGAUGAUUGCCAAAAAUGGCGCUGCAUACCUGCUGAACUGGCAGAUGUCAUUGGAGAAACAAAUUGCAGAUGGACUUGCAAGGACAACGGAGACAAGGCGUUUGCUGACUGUUCUAUUCGACAAGAGAAGACAAACGCCGAGAUCAAUGCAGAACUUGAACUUUCAGAUGCUUCAGCUGAUGAAGCAGACAAUGAUGGAUCUAACUCGAAAGCUUUCAGAGCACCAUCAUGGACGCAUGUUAGGUCGAACUUGUUUCUGCAUCGCAACCGCAGAACUCAAUCCAUUGAUGAGAGCAUGGUGUGCAACUGCAAGCCUCCUCAAGAUGGCCGAAUGGGUUGCAGAGAUGGCUGCUUGAACAGGAUGCUCAACAUUGAAUGCGUGAAGCGUACAUGUCCAUGCGGAGAGCAAUGUUCCAAUCAGCAGUUUCAGCGGCGCAACUAUGCAAAACUGAGAUGGUUUCAAUCUGGCAAGAAAGGCUAUGGACUGCAGUUGAAGGAAGACGUAUCUGAAGGAAGGUUCCUUAUUGAAUAUGUUGGAGAGGUCCUUGACAUAACGUCUUACGAAUCCCGCCAAAGAUACUACGCUUCUAAAGGCCAGAAACAUUUCUACUUCAUGGCACUAAAUGGUGGCGAGGUAAUAGAUGCUUACACUAAGGGAAACUUGGGCCGAUUCAUCAAUCAUAGCUGCAGCCCUAACUGUCGUACAGAGAAAUGGAUGGUCAACGGAGAAGUCUGCAUUGGAAUAUUCGCCAUGAGGAACAUCAAGAAGGGUGAAGAAUUGACAUUUGAUUACAACUAUGUUCGUGUAUCUGGUGCUGCUCCUCAAAAAUGCUUCUGUGGUACUGCCAAAUGCCGGGGUUACAUUGGUGGAGACAUAUCAGUUGUUGAUACCAUCACCCAAGAUGAUGCAGAAGCAGGGCAUUUUGAACAAAUGGUUGUUGACAAAGAUUCCGAGGGAUUGAUGGGUGCAGAUGUGUUUGGUUCUCAUGGCAGCCAUCCAGAUAUUGCGGAACCUGUCUUUACUAUUCAAGGGAAAGAUGUCCAUGAUUGUCCAGCUGCAAAUGCAGAGUUACAAUCACUUCUGCAAACUGGAGGAACUUUAUUUGACACUAGUGAGUCCGGAAAUUCCUUGGAAGCAUGGAGCCCACAGGAAGAUGAAGAUGCCAUCCGCACGCCUGUGCAUGUCUCACAAUCAAUUGAAAGUUCUUUGCAGCAUUUUCGAGUACAUGGCACUCAGUCAUCAGAUUGUUUGCAAAAGACUCCAAACACAUUGGAAGGAUCAAAGGCUCCAAAUGUAAUAAAUGGAUCGGCACCUAGUUCUGAUUUCGGGAGCAACCUGGUACCUGAUUUCAAUGCUAAUAAGAGAAACAACCUAAAACAACAUAGAAAUGUAAAGCUAUCAUCAUCAUCUCCAAUUGACAAUGAGCACAUUUUGGGAGUUGAAGGGAGACUGAACAACCUUCUGGAUGGAGACGGAGGUAUCAGCAAGCGAAAAGAUGCGACGAAUGGAUACUUGAAGCUUCUCCUCGUAACUGCCGCGGAAGGUGACAAUGCUGGGGGCACAUCCAAAAGUGUGAGGGAUCUUUCGUUAAUUCUUGACGCACUUUUAAAAACAAAAUCACGUGCCGUUCUGUUGGAUAUCAUCAACAAGAAUGGAUUGCAAAUGCUUCAUAAUAUAUUGAAGCAGAAUAGAAGCAACUUCUUUCGGACACCGAUUAUACGGAAGCUUCUGAAGGUAUUGGAGUUUCUUGCUCUGAAACAAAUUUUGACAUCUGAACAUAUAAACGGAGGUCCUCGAUGUGCUGGAGUUGAAAGCUUCAGAGACUCAAUGUUGAGCUUGACAAGACAUAGUGACAGUCAGGUUCAUCAGAUUGCUCGGAACUUCCGUGAUCAAUGGUUCCCCCGUAAUAUAGCAAGGAGUGAGCUAACUGAAUAUCCACGUGCAUCCACAUCUGCACAGGAUAUACGGGGAACUACUAUGGUCUGGAAUUCGGCUAGAAGGAAACGCAAGAGCCGCUGGGACUAUCAACCAGAUGAGCAUUAUAAGAUGGUGGAACUAAAAAUGCAAAAUGCUUUUUCUGAACAUGGCGAACUUAAUCUUCAGAUUGGCUUGAUGAGAAACAAGUUGCCGGAGAAUCAGGGAACAAACAGCUAUCAUAAUAAUGUUCCUGGUAUGGGAUGUUCAAGAGAGAGUGCAGAUGACGAAGCGCCUCCUGGGUUUGAGUCUCAACCAGAACGUCGGCCUGUACAAGCUUCCUUCGGCUGCGAGGUUGCUCCAGGACUUUGCAUGGAGAGGUACCAACCUAGCUUGACUAUUUCAUAUGGGAUUCCGGUUGCCCUUGUUCAACACUUUGGAACCCCUGAAGCUGAUGGAGGUCAGUGCCACCAAAAAUGGAAAGUUGCACCUGGUGUACCUUUUAGUCCUUUUCCACCAUUGCCACCCUAUCCACGAGGGAGUCCUUGUCCCUCAUCUCAGAUGUCCCAGCAUGACGGAACACCCACAGUGGAACAUAACAGUUCAGGACAUUGUGGAAGGACAGCAGACAGAGACGGGAGAGUGCAUAGGGCUUGGCGGAAUGGCCCAAGAACAAGAUGGCCAUACAAUAACCAAGGAAGGAGAUUUCCAAGCAAUCAUCAUAGAUUUGAAAGAUUCCACCAUUCAAAACCUCAAUAGAAUGGUCAUUUAGGAUUCAGGGGCCCUGAUUGACCAAAUCCUAAAUUUUUAACCUCAAGUAGUGGUGGUAUACAUGGUUGUUCCUGCUCAUCAGAAGUGUAAAAGAAAUUGUGUCAGCCUAUAACUUUGUUUCAGAGAAACUGUUACCAUCAGUUUAGUAGGUGUAGAACAUAUGCUGCAAAUAGGUCAUUGCUCUUGCAGUCUUGUUACUAAUUAAUUGCUCAUUGGUUUUCUCCGCCUAAUGUGUAUUCUCAACAGGAAUAAUUGAUUUGAUUCAAAUCUUUUUACAGGCAAAAGGCUAACAGAUUCAAUUGACA